AUGAACCCCGACGGCUACCCGUGGGGCUACCCCUCCGCCGGGUACUACGAGCAAGCAGGUGGGAACGUUCCCUACAAUGCGCUACAGCCGCCCAACACGAACCUCGUCCACGGCGCCCCCAACAACACGCCGCAGCAGCAAGCCAUGCCCUCAGCGUACCACGUUCAUCAAGGCCUCUACCCCAACCCUGGCCCCAAUCUCCCAAACCAGCCGCUGGCCUAUGUGCAGCCCAAUGGCCACGCCAACUACGCCUACAACCCUGGCUACAUGUGGCAGGCGGCGAAUCCAGGUUACACCCACGCCUACAACAUGCACCAGGCCCCCUACAACAUGCACCACCAGGCCCCCUACAACAUGCACCACCAGGCCCCCUACAACCAUGACCCCUUCAACAUAGCACAGCAAGCUGCCUACAACGAGCAGGUAGUCGUGCCAGCUCGGGGCGACGCAACAGUCGUGUCCCAUGCCCCUAUCCCGCACCCAGCCUACCAGCAGCCGCCCCAAGCCCCUAACCAACCUCCGGCGUGGGGUGGCGCGUCGUUCAUGUCCCUGGUGACCAACUCCCAUUCACCUGCCGCUGCCAACACUGCUCGAGUCCGCCCACUCCCCUACAGUCCCCGUCCAUCGUACAGCCCAGACCCAUCGUACAGCCCAGACCCAUCGUACAGCCCAGACCCACCGGGCCACAUGCCUGCUUCAUCGUACCGUCGCGACCCCAAGGACCUGCGGUUCGCCUACCGCGAUCUGCAUGAGGAUCUCGGUCUGGGCGGCUUCCGCUCCUCGUUUCAAACUGGCCACAGGGUUGCUGGUCCGACGGAUGGCGUGUGUUCGUGGAAAAGGUUCCUUGGAGAGCACAAGCCAUUCCUCCAGCAGCGCCUUGACGCCGUGUUGGCUGCGUUCCCCGACGCGACCGGGGAGGAGAUGAAAGACGACAUAUUCGGUCGUGAUAGUCCCCCCGGUCCAGGAGAACGCCACCUCCGAGCUCGCAACGACGGCAUGCCCGACGCGCUAGCCAACAGGCUGCACAAACACCUCCAAUCCAGGGAAGUUGUCGCCUGCGUUCUCGCAGCCUGGGCUGUUCACAAGAACCAUGGCCGUGGUCCUGCCCCAGACCUCACCGUUCCGAAGACCCCCGACGGCCAGGAGUGUGGUGAUCGAGAGCUCGAGUAUCGCUGGGCCUUCGAGAUUCUGCUCAAGCUAGCCCCAAACAAGGUCUCCGGCCAAGGAACUCCCUGUAACCACUGUCGCGGCCGCAACAGGCAGGCCUGCUUUACGUCCCGUCUCUUCCACCCCUACAGGUGCUUCUCGUGCUGGAUGACUGGCAAGACGGACUGCAGCAAGGAGCCCCCUCCUAAGCGGAUCCGCCGUGCCACCCAAUUGGGCAGGCUCGCCGCCAACCAGCCCCCGCAUGUCCAGGAAUACUGGCGCAGCCUUGCAUAA
Molecule: messenger RNA, 1440 nt
Organism: Vanrija pseudolonga
Lineage: Eukaryota; Fungi; Basidiomycota; Tremellomycetes; Trichosporonales; Trichosporonaceae
Exons: 4
Coding region: 1-1440 (479 amino acids)
Source: RefSeq, a predicted model, not a curated record